AUGGUCCACCCAAGACUAAACGUCGACGCCUUCCGAAUGCCUGUGAUAUAUGUAGAAGGCAAAAAGCUCGAUGCGAUAGCGCGGAGAUGCCAGGUGGACGAUGUUCGAACUGCAUUGCUUUUGGGUCAGAGUGCACACAUUCGUAUUUGGGGAAAGAGGCACGUUAAUUCUCCCAGUCUGACUCUAAGAUUCACCUUGUCCUUUCAGAUUGGAGCUAGAACUAUCGCGAGCUCCAUCCCCCAACGAUCUGCCAAAGACCACAUCUCUGCCAUCCUCUCGGGCUCCCAAGAAUAUACGACAGGAGACUACCAAGUCCUGGUUGCCAUCGCGCAAUAUGCAAGGAGGCUUGAAGAGGCCUUUAGUAUCAAGACAACUCUCGCAACACCCGAAGAUGCAGCUGCUUCACCAGCCUAUCCAUCACCAGAAUCAUCCUCCGGCGAAACCGACGGCGACGGCUCGUUGGACAGCGACGAUGAGGGAGUGCUUCUGGACGAGAAUGUACCCGACAGAUUGCGCGAAGUUGCGCGAAAUGCGUCUACCAAUCGAUUCUAUGGACGGUCAAGUAGCAUCAACUUCGUCAAAGCAUUAAUGCGGGUCAAAAUUGAAGCAACCGGUGAGGGAAUAGCUCCUCGGGUCCAGUGGGCGCGUCCUCAGUUUUGGGGAAUAAAGCCUUGGGAGCGACCUACCGAGAUUUACGUGCCUCAAAUCUUCCCCGAACCCGACCUCUUCGACUCCCUCGUGAAGCUUUAUUUCCUUCAUGUCAACCCUCUCACGUAUAUUCUCCACGCUGCUACUUUCCAUCGCGCUGUUGCUGCCGGUCUUCAUCUGGUCGAUCAGAAGUUCGGCUCUGUCGUGCUCGCUGUGUGUGCGAUUGGAGCUAAGCUGUCUAACGACCCACGAGCGCUAUUGGAAGGAACCGAUGACUGGAACAGUGCUGGAUGGAGAUGGUGGAGCCAAGUCCGACCCAUACCAAAGAGUUUUGUUCAAUGCGCGACUUUGCAUGAUUUGCAGCUUAUCAGUCUCGCCGCGUUCUAUUUAGGCUCAUCCUCGACACCGGAAGUUUGCUGGACAACAAUCGGUGCAGGGCUUCGAAUGGCAACAGACGUUGGAGCUCAUAAACGUAUGCGGUCCAGUGGAGACACCAUUCGAUCCGAGCUCUACAAACGAACAUUCUGGACGCUGCUCUGGUCGGACGCUAUCAUGUGUAACCUGUUGGGACGGCCGCGAGGCGCUUCUUGGAAGGAUAUCGAUCUGGACUAUCAUGCUGUUCUCGAAGGAGAAAAUCCACUGGUUCGACCAUAUGCCGCGUGCCUUAUCAAGUUGCUCAAUAUCCAGGCCCAAGUCCAAGACAUCAUCUAUGGGUCGAAGGACGCGCAAUAUCGCCAAGGAAUGGUUUCUGAACUCGACUCCGCUCUAAAUCAAUGGGCCGAUACUAUUCCUCAAGACUUACGAUGGGACCCGAGUCAACCGGAUCCAGUCCAAAUGAAUCAAUCUGCCGUUCUCUAUACUAUCUAUUAUCACAGUAACGGUUUUCCUUCCUGCUAUGGUAUCAUCGUCUUUGACCAAGUUACAGCUCAAAUCCAUCUCCAUCGCCCGUUCAUCCAACCGAAAAGCCCUUCGUUAUCGGCUACCUCAUUCCCCUCACUGGCCAUAUGCUGGAACGCAGCAAGAUCGUGCGGGCAUGUGAUGGAAAUGCAGUGCAAGAACGGUCUGGGGUUGCUUUGGAGCCCGCAUGUCAUGGGUGCCAUGUUCGACUCCGCAACCGUCUUGCUCAUGAGUGGCUUCCAUCAAUCGCGGCCGACGACGGACGAAAAUCUCUUGCGAUGCCUGAAGGUUUUGCGGCAGUACGAAUCGCGUUGGCACACAGCUGGUCAGAUGGUGGACAUCCUCCAAGGGAUGCUGGAGGUCGACAAGAUGCCUGCCUCCCUCAAGCGCUCGCGAAGCACUGAAGACGAAGCAGACUAUGUCGAGGCGACCCCGAUCAACGCGCCGACCCAGCUUGGCCCUAUUCCGGCCAUCGAGGAGCAGUUUUACAUGCCCUUGCGAACAGAAGACCUGGGGCGACUGCCUACAUACCCGCAGUAUGACGUGGACUCGUUUUUGUUCUACCCGGACGCGUUUAAUGCGCUGCAAGUCAUGAACGCCAAUAGCCCGGAGCAGAAUGAUUAUGGGUUAAGCGGGGCGUCUGCGGGUGUGGAUACUAAUGGGUGGGACGGCUGGACUACGUAUCCGAAUGGCUAUUGA
This is a messenger RNA of Mycena indigotica, 2244 nucleotides long. RefSeq names its product Fungal-trans domain-containing protein. The record is from RefSeq and is a predicted model, not a curated record. Gene Ontology annotation, biological process: DNA-templated transcription. Bases 1 to 2244 code for a protein of 747 amino acids. Gene Ontology annotation, molecular function: zinc ion binding; DNA binding. Lineage: Eukaryota; Fungi; Basidiomycota; Agaricomycetes; Agaricales; Mycenaceae. The transcript is spliced from 14 exons.